GUUCACAGCCACUCUAAGCAUGGCGAUUAUUUAUAGGUGGCCGAUGUGCUACGAGAUUUAUUUCGUGUAAAAGAUGUCACGGUGGUUGUGUUGAACGUUGGGACAAACAUCGGGGCCCGUCGGCUGAAGUAGCACAGCGUGGUGCGUGAAAGAUGGCGUGAAAGGAAGUGCAGUACAGUGGGAAAAUGCUCGGACGAUGCACCUUGUCGUUCUACGGGAAAAAUCAUAGCAUUGAUCUAUUUUUCAUGACUUUGUGGACGUAGAAUGGCAGCUCUGUUUAGUCGUAGUGUCCUGAAGGUUUCGGUUGCUCAGAUAUGUCAAAACAUCGGCUGGCACGCCGUGCAUCAGUCGACUUUGGAGUUGCUCGCUGACAUACUUCAUCGCUAUGUACUUGAAAUCGCCCGGACAGCGCAAGCCUAUUCAAACCAAGAUGGGCGAACUGAGCCCAACUUGGAUGAUCUGUCGCUAGCGUUCAGUCACUUGGGUAUCCUGCUGAACGAACUUGAAGAGUACAUCAACAACGUCGAGCCCGUGGCGUUUGCCAAGAGGGUACCUCAGUUUCCGGUCGCUCGGCCCACGAACCUGCUGCACCCCAAACCUGGCAGCCGAGAGCUGCUGCAGAGGCCGGAGUGGGUGCACGAGUUCUUUCCCCCUAUGCACCCUGAGCUCGAAGAGGAGGAAAGCAUGCUCUUGUCUCCUGGGUCGGCCAAUGAUGGCAUGAAAAGAGACAUGGCGUCCAACAGUGCUGGCGAGGAGGCAUCUUCUCCCCAGGGAAGUCCACAGCCUGCCAAACGAAAUUCCGAUGGCUCGGAGACCCCCACACCCAAGCGUUUCAGGCUCUGCACAGAGGAAGAGGGCCAGCCCAUGAGAGAGGUGACGAGUGUGUUCAUGACACCCUCAGGCUUCAUCUCACCAGCUCGAGAGGGCAAGCUACCAGAGCCAAGCGCUCCGUCGUCGUUCAUCAAGACCCUGCCGGCUGGCAUGGCCUUUGACUCUGAUUCUUCAGACAGCAUAGAUUUGCCACACAAGGAAGUGAAGGUGAAGGAGCCUAAGAAAACGAUAAAGGUGAAGAAAGAGGGCAAAGAUGGCAAGAAGGCCAAGGCGAGCAAAAAGGACAACAAGGAGAACACACACCUUAAGAAGGCCCCUACGCUUUUCGUCCCUUUCAUGAGCAAAAAGAGUUCGAGCAGUAACCCCAUGCUCAAGAUUAAAAAGAAGCUUGCCAAGGGCCUGAAGCUGUCCAAGGAGCUGAAGCUGUCCAAGGAGCUGAAGCUGUCGAAGGAGCUGAAGCUGUCCAAAGAGCUGAAGCUGUCCAAAGAGCUGAAGCUCUCCAAGGAUGGUAGCAGCAAAAUAGGUAAGAUCAAGUCCAAGAACAAGGAGGGAAAAGUGAAGGAAGGAAAGAUCAAAGAGGGCAAAAUUAAGGAGGGCAAGAGCAAAGAAGGGAAGAGCAAAGAAGGAAAAAACAAAGAUGGUUCCAAGUCAAAGUCUAAAAGCAAGAACAAGCUGGUGAACCCAGGGGGCACAGGAGGCUUGAUGGCAGUGGCCGGCCUGACGCCAAAGCCGACAAAAAUUAAGUCGCUGAACAAGUCAAAGAAUCCGACUUCAAAAGCAGAAAAGAGAGAGAAGAAAAAGCAGGCAGCCGCAGCCGCAGCCGCCGAAAACCCUAUUUCCUUCUUAUUUGCACCACUGCCUACACCACCUCCCCUUGCACCUGUCUCAGCGCCGCCCCCCGCCCCACCUCCUCCUGCCCCACCACCGCCGGCACCAUCUUCACCACCUGUGUUGUCUCCACCUCACUUGCCUCUGUCAUUGACUUCCAUGAUUCCUCCCUCCAUGCUGUCAACCAUGACACCACUGCAAGUGAUGGCAUGCAAGGCGGAAGAGGAACGGAGCAAGCUGAAUGCAGCCGCUGCCGCCGCAGCUGCGGCCGCACAAGAAACUCCGAUGGUCGUGGACGACCCAUACGAGGACGAGCCACUUUCUCGCGAGGAGUCUCCAGAGCCGAGGCUCGUGAUCGACGACUCGCCUGAGACACUCAGCAAGCAGGAGAAGGAGAACCGGCUGGCUGACAUAGAGCAGUGCAUUGACGCUGUGAUCCAGAAGGCAAGAGAGGAAUCUCGGCUGGAAGAGAAGAGGGAGACUUUGGAGGCAGCUAUGUCAGGCAUGCUGAAUCGCAAGCUGGAGCCACGGGAUGUCUACGACUUCACUGACUCCGACUCGUCGCCGCCGCCGACACCCAAGACACCGGAUUUAGUGGGCUCGCCAGCUCCAAAGAAGGAAGUCAAGGAACCGUCGCCGGAGCAUGUUCCAGGACCACCCGUUGUCACAGAACACAAGAAGUCCAAAGAGAAGACUAAAAGCAAGAAGAAGUCUGGAAAGAAUAAGUCGGCUUCGGGAACGCUGUCCCCGAAAAAGGGGCUUCCUAAGACACCGGAAAUGAAGGCAUCUCCCCUGAUCGCCCUUUCCCAGCGAUCAGAAACAUCUCCAGAGCCGGCACCCAGCUUCUCGGGCGUGUUUCCCUUUUCGCAACAACAGCCACAACUGCAGCAGCCUCAGCAACCAACCGGUCCCCUGUUCUCGCCGAAGUUCCCUGCUUUUGGGUCACCGCCCACUCAGGGUUUCCUGCCGGCGUUUCCAUUUUCCUCGCAGCUUCGAGCAGGCACGUCGUCCCAUUUCCCGACACCCCCACUGUUUGUGCCACCACCUUCCUCUCGUGAAGACAUGUCGCCAGCAUCCUCCCCAACAGCACCCCCCCCUGGAGGAGGCCUUAUGGGUCCUGUAGUACUUGGUGGGAGUCCCUUCGCCGUCAAGACCUUGGCUGAGAAGAAAGCCAUCCCACCCAUUGUGCCGUCCACAACCCGAAUGGAUGAAGACAAGCCAUCCUUUUCCAAAUCCGACAAAGAUGGUGAAAAGAGUAAAGCCAAAGAGAAGAAAGAGAAGAAAGCCGACAAGAAAGAGCAUGCCAAGAAGAAGCCAAAGGAGAAGCUGAAGGAGAAGCCGCCCAAGGAGAAGAAAGAGGCCAAGGCCAAGCUCAAGGCUCCCGAGAAGACCAAGGCGGAGAAGAAGGCUAAAACGAAAGUUGGCAAGGAGAAGGAGAAAAAGAAAGGGAAAGAGGAGAAGAAGAAGGACGACAGCAUUCCUAAGAUCACUGUAAAGCUUGGAAGCACUCCGAAGCCCAGUGCAACGAAAAUCCUCUUCAAAGCGCUGGCCCAAGGCGGCGGUGGCACCUCGCCUCCGGACCCAUUUGCGGGGUCACCGCCGUCCUCUCCCGUGCGAGCCCGCAGCCCGUCGCCGCCAGUGUUGGCUCCCGUGGCUGCGCCUCCGCCACCCCAGCCGCAGACGAGCGGCCGGGGCAGCAAGGCAUCGUCCAAGGCCUCCAAGAGUGCGGCUGCCGCACCCCCUGCCUCCCAGCAACCGCAGCUGGCCGAGGCCGUCUCUCCGCUCCCCACGGCCAGGAUGGUCAUUACUGAGACCGUCGGCACCAUUGUGGACGAACGCGGAAACAAAAUCUGGAUAUGUCCCGCAUGCGCCAAACCAGACGAUGGCAGUCCCAUGAUCGGCUGUGACGAGUGUGACGACUGGUAUCACUGGGUGUGCGUGGGAAUCGUGGUGCCCCCGAAGGAAGAGGAGAGCUGGUAUUGCAACCGCUGCAUUGCCAAGAGGCAGGGGGCCCUGGCCAAGAAGAAGAAAAAGAAGCACCGCAAGGACAAAUGAAGUUGCGGCGCCUCUUUUCCCUGGGCACGGUGGUGCGCACCCAGGUCCUGGAGGAGCACAACCCCCCACUACCCACGCAAUGCUCAUCGUCGUUCCUCCCCGACCAGCAACCCGACCAGUUCACGUCCUCAUUUGUCCAUUGCAUUUGUCGGAACGCGCGCCAAGAUCGCAAGGCGACCCUGUGGGCCGCACGGUGAAAAACGUGUUGACUGCACCGACCGGUCCCACGCGCGAUGUGCUCCCUUUUUGCUCGUGUAUGUUUUUUUUUCUUUAAUUAUAGAAGCCUUUUUUGCUCGUUUUAAGGGACAACCCUGAGUGACUUUAUGCUGUGUUGCGUUCACCUUGUUCGGACGGAAAAAAGACAGUCGUUGCCCCCCCCCCCCCCCCCCUCCCGUCUCGACUUCUGAAAAGAAAGAGAAAAAUGGAGAAGUGGUGUUCUCCGGUGAAUCGUGUUCCCCUCGGAAGUAGUUAUUUAGCGCGUGUGUACCCCGAGGGUAAGUGUAUCGUCAUUUAUGCUGCUCAUCGUCACUCUGUCACCCUUACAGUGUACCUAGAUUUGUGUGGCGCAUUCGCGCUGUUCCUGUUUGUUAUCAGUUGUGUGUGCCGCCGGAGGCACGCUGCUUGGUCGGAGGAGAAAAAAAAAAAUUGCCGUCUCGCCAUUCACUCGCGGCCCCUGGUCUUGUGCGCCGUUCAUCUGUUGUGGUAUCGUUCCACCCGUUUGUUUCGUUACAUAAUCUUGCCAGGUCUGCCGGUAAUAGUGCAACGCUGGGUCAUUCAUUUCGCUGAUCUUGGCAUGGGAACUUGUAAUUAGGUGCUGGGGUUGGCCGUUUUGUCAUCAUUUUUUAGUUUUGGUAGUCUGUCCAUUCAGACAUUGUUGAUUUCAUGCGCGAUGCUCGUGUAGCAGUGGCUUCAUUGUAUUUAGUACCACUGAUGUGGUCAAACAUUUGCUUCAAAGCCCUUGGAUUAGCCUUGCUCUCCCUUCUUAUUUUUAUUUCCUUGUUUACAUAGUUUUACAGCUUUGUUUAUGUGGUUAUACACUUAUUAGAUAAAGGGGGUGUGCGAAUAUUAAAAAUAUUGAACACAAAUUGAAUAGACUGUGCUACUUGGUUUGAGAAUUUCUGAUUCCAUGUACUUAGAUACUCGUUUCUUUAAAUAUGUAUUCCUUACAGUGAACGGUUGGCCCAGUGAAGCUGUUGAGUCUAUGGUAUGCACCUAGGGUUGCCACCUGUCCGUUUUUUUAGACAGCAGGCCAUUUGCCGGUCAACAGCUUCCGUCACUGUUCGUUUCUUUUUUUCAGAGCAGUGAACGAAGCGUCAUAGAGUUUUCUAAAAUUAACUAGAGGGGACCCUGGCACUGCGAUUGUUCAGCGACCAUGGGAAUGAUGGGUAGUACACUGGUUUGCCCAGUCUUCGUACUUGUGAGUGGAAAAUCGCACUUGUGGCUUCGUUUAUUACUGGUUUUGGCUUUCUUUCGAAAGAAAGAACGAACCCUUUUGAACUUUGUGCCCCGAUUUGAAAUGGUAAAACUAAAAUAAUAAGGUGGUGAAGCGUAACUGCUGAACAUUCGCUGAUUUUCGUUUCGUGGGAAAACGGCUUCAUGCCACACAAACACACAUGGAGCCAGAAGUAUGAAGAUUAAACAAAUCCGUGUAGUACCCAUCAUUCCCAUGCUUGCGGCAGCACCAUGCGUUGCAGCUCCCAUAGACACUAGCGCCCGACCGAGUUCCCUCUAGUGUAUACAUAGGAAACACUAUUUCGAAGCGUCAUUCUAAUCACGAGUAUUUUUAUGCCAGCAAUUAGACUACUAGGCUAGUUCAGUGUGCCCUUUUUGUUUGUACAUCAGGGUUCUCUGGCUCAAGCAAAGCAAUGUCAAAAAGACCUGAUGUGGCGUCUAUUGUUCAAUGCUAUUUUAAUCUCGCUGGUAUCUCAUCCCUUCCCCCCACAUCCCCCUUGUUGAAAAGCCGAAUUUGGUUUGAGAAAAGGUGGCAACUCUAUAUCCACCGGAACUAUGGUUCUUCUGGAAAUAAGUCUGUAUUGUAUGGCAUUUAAGAAAUGUGAAUGCUUUCUGAAGACCAGGCUAAAGGAUUACUCUGAAUUCAGAACUAUUUUGAAUGAUUUCCCAUCAGUAUGGCUGCAUAAACUGUACUUUAGCAGAACCGGCUGUUGGGCUAGUUGGCUAUCCAUGAUCACUAAAAGAAUAAGUGCUAAAAAUCAACGAGCACUCACAAAAAGGGAGCAGACAGAGGACUUGCAAUACUAACAGUUGUUUAUUUUGCAAGUUGACAGAGUUCAGCAUAUUUGCAUUACUUAACACCAGGCUUGCUCGAAUAGUGCAUUUUAGGUUCAAAGUAAAUUUAAAGUGAAUAGUGAGUUUUGUCAAAUAAUUUUGAACAAAUUCAAAUAGUAUCUAUCACAUAUACUAAAGAAAAGGCAUAUUUGUCAUGAUUUAACUAACCUGCACAAUAUUUCUCAAGAAUUAAAAUAAGCAUGCGAAAACCCCAUUUUUUUUUCCUUUUCAAAGGAAGUGGAAACGACUUUGAAUAGUAGCAGGAUUUGACUCUUCCGAUAGAAUGCAAGUGAUCACCUGUAAAGUAUGUUACGUUUUAAAAUUUACUUUACUUGGAGCAUAUUAGCUGGUAUGACAAGCUCUUGAACCUAUAAAAUGAUUAAUCGAUGUGAGAGUAAUAUGUUUAACUUUGAAGUGGGGCAUUGUAGCAGUGCGAAAACGCAUCUUUUGAAGAUGUGUUUUCACGGCUUAGCACGCCUUUGUUGCAGUGAAACAACCUUUACGUGGGGUUAUAUGCUAACUAAUAUACAUUUAAGUAAAUGCUUCCAUGGCUUAACAUUAAAUCACUGUAAGGAAACCACCUUUACAUGCUAACUAAUAUACACUUAAAUGGACACUAAAGUCAAAUGACAAUUUACGUCGGAGUGAAAGUUCAAUGUAUGACAACAUCUAAAACGGCAAUAUUAUCAACAGCAGUGCCCUACUUACCGAGAAAUUAAGGUAAAUGCACAAGAAUACAUGUGCCGCAGUAGGACAUUUUCAAAAUGAUACCAAUAACGUCAGACGAACAGCCUACAGUUACUCACUAGUAAUCAAUCUAGCUGCACUAAAUAAAAAACCUUCUGUGCAUCAAGAGACGCAAUAAAAUGCUGCUUGUUCGUUUCUGUUUGAUUCAUGGAAAAAUGAAUUGCCGGAUAUUACUAUAGAGAAUGGCACGAGUGGCUCAAAAAUUCCAUUUUCGCGUAGUUGCACUGGACAGGUGGUGCCAUCUAGCAAAACGCAGUUGAACCAAAACACGUCUGCCAUCUCGGAGCUAAUGGCAGUAAAUUGAUCAGUGGCCGUUGUUGCUGCUGUGACUCCCGCUGCUUUCAUUCUGUGUACUAGUGUAGGCAACCGCACAGUAAAGCCAGGCAGUGUUGUGCAUGCUAACAGUGAGUUGGUCCGCUUCUUGAGGCGGGUAAUUUGAAGUGCGCUCACCCGAUGUGGGCCACUAAAACGUGAUUUUAUUUUAAAAAGAAGCCCUUCCUUGGUACAAAAGUAACACUACGAGGUUUCUGGACCGCUAUUUCAACAAUCAACGUUGACUUAAUAGUUGCCUUUAGUGUCCCUGUAAAUAAAUGCUUUCACGGGUUAGAAACAAUCUACUGCAGGGAAACCAUCUUUACAGGGGGUUACAGUGGACUAAUACACAUUCAGUUGUUCAUUUCGAAUACUACCUUGAAAUUUUUGAUAACUUAAACUAGAGUUUAAAUUUGAAUACUGUAAUAUUCAUUCAAACCAUUUGAAUAUUUGCACAAGCCUACUUAAAAGCAAUGCACAGGGCUUUACUUUCUUGCUUCUCUGCUUUUGCAAACAUGUUAAGUGCUCAUGGAUUGAAACGAGACAACAAAACUUUUAAAGGGAUACUGAACAAAAUUUUUGCCGCCAAUAUUUUUAGUCAAAUCGAUAGAUUGGAUCCUGAAAUCAAUAAAGACAACCUUCAUUCCAAGCAUAAACUGUGGGAAAAUAAUGAAUUUAAUGUGUUUUUCACAAACUGUCGUGUCUAGCGGCAGCACUGUGAAUUAAAGGAUGUGACGUUGUGCGACCUCACAUUCACCGGAAACUGGCAAGCCAACAAUGCCAGCCAUCGCCUGCGUCUCUCGACUCACUCAUCUUCCAUUUCGGUUCCCAGAACCGGCAUGAACAGCAACAACAGCAAAUAAUUCUUCCGGCUGGGGCAAAGCGCCAGCGCUUUUGUGGAAGGGAAAAAGUGGAGUGAAGGGACAGCUGGAGAAAAGGAAGAGGAGGACAAGAACGCAUGCAUCUUGCAUGCGCCUCGGUGAGUUUGACGGAGUGCGAGCAGUCGCAUGUGCUCACAAUCCAUCAAAAAUACAACCAACCGUUCAAAAAUACGGGAAACCAACUCCGUUUAUCGAAACAGUGGCAUCAUCCGUUUGGAAUUUCAAAGUUUCAUCAGUUUUUCUAAUUUUUGUUCAGUAUCCCUUAAAUAUAGUGAUUGGUAUGCAAUGUGCAGUAUCCCUUAAAUAUAGUGAUUGGUAUGCAAUGUGCCAUAUUUGUAUGAUUUUAGUGUGCACAUUUUAGGUGAAUGUAGCCCUCAUAUAUGCGUGCGAAUGAUAAUAUAGCUCAAAAGCCAAGUUGGCAUCAAGUUUUUUUUUAUUUUUGUAACGUAAACUUAUCUGCACUCUACUAUAAGGGGCACGUUAGAAUCUUGCAGAUAUGAUGUCACAUUGCUACGUUCCUGGCUGCUAAAAGUAAUGUUCUGAUGUGAAUGUUCGAGUCGAAGUUAUGCCUACAUGACAUGAGCUGAAGGCAGUAACGAAAGGAUGCACAUUACUUUAACCUAAUUCGUUGCAUUUUACUGUGUGAGCUCUGUACUCGUAACAUAGUAAAGCAAUUGCUAUGUUGUCGAUGACAUCUCGAAGUAGUUGUUAAAAUAUUUACAAGAUCCUUCUGGGCUGUCUGAUUGUGAAAGUAGCUUACAAGUACAUGUGUUAAAUGUAUAUCAACCCAGUUUAUCCUUGUGUUAAACAGACCGUGAAUGCUAUAUAUUCGAUGUCACCUCAAAGAUGUGAAGUGUGAGCGUAAUGAAUAAUCGAAAUGGGUUUCUUUUAAUAUUUGUACCCGAUUAGAUCGCAUUAUAAAUUUUACUAUUUGCACACCCCCACUAACAAGUAGUUGUUGCUUUGUAUACACACAUUAACGCUGGUUUGUAGCCCAUGUCAGAGAAUCGUAAUGUCCUAAACCUUAUCGUCGGACAAAACUCAUGUUAGUUUCGGAGUACAGAAGCUGUAAAUAAAGCAUGUCCAUCUAUUUAUUUUGAACUGCACAUCUUUAUUUUUGCUGAAGAAUCUAUGCUUGGAGUGACUCCCCGAACGGCAUUGUUAUCGUGUUCGCGAUAACAGCUCUGCCGCUUUAGCAGUGUAACGAAAUUUCAAGAAGUUGAUAUUUCGUCACCGAUUGCCUGGCUCGUGUGAAAUGUCCAGUGUCCAAAGAUUCGCAGAACGUGGUUCGUGUCAUCAAUUAUGUCAUGUAAUUGUGGCUAACGUAUCCUUGCUUUUGCGCUUCAAUGGUGCAUACGCUCUGCACCCAAACGCCUUUAAGGUUCAGUUUUUGGGAGGUCUCUUCUAUGGUUGUCAGUUCUUUCUGUUUAUCGUUGUUUUGUCGUGUGCAUAUCGCUUUCUUACUUACGAUUACAGUUAGCCUUGCAAGUUUUAGGUGCAUCUUGGAGGCUUGAUUCGUGCGGCUUGAAUAGAGGAUUUUCGUUGCGUAAUUUGUCUCGGCCUCGUCAUUUAGAUGAGUUCGUCCAGAGACAGUCAGCGUGAGACAUUCGGUAGGUUUGGACGGUUUGACAUUGAGGCUACUGUUGUGCUAGAAUGAAGUUGUGGUAGCCAACAUGGCCCCUCUGGAUUUGACCUGCCAGUUCACAUGCGGUUUGAUAUUCAUUAGGAGUUUUCAUUCAAGUGCAACUGGUUGUAUUUAUCUACCGGCGUCGGAAAAUCAUGUCACUCAUGUCUUAUCAUUGUUAGAUAAUGCAAAGAAUUUCCGUAGUACCAAUAAAUUCGAAUAGACUUGCGUUUACUCUUUUGCCAUGGCAACUGUGCUGAAUAAUUUCUCCCGUAGUCAGGCGAUUACCAUUUGUAAAUGGCUAGUGGUGUCUAACAUAAAUGAUUAUAACAAAACACUACAGUGCCCUGCUUUAAUAGAAUUUUUGUUGUGGUUCUUGCAAUUAUUGUGUGACUAGUAGGACGUAUUGUGUGUUAUAAAAAUACUGCGUAGAAUUAUUUUGGAAAAUGUUCUUUUAAACAUAUAUUGCACCGUAAUCGUGCCCUGUUAACGUGAUGCAUACAGAGAGCAGAAAAUGAUUCAUGGCUUCAUUAUACUUUUGUGUACACAAUUGCCUGUUUAUGAAAUUGAAAUGCAAUGUGGCAAUUAAUCAGUUGUAAUGAAUCAAAUCUCAAACAUGUCUCGUGAAUAUGAAAAUUUGAAAAAUGCAAGCUUAUGGAUAAUAAAUACAAUGAAGGCUUUUAUGCCGCAUGCGACUUCAUUACAUGUAAAUGAGGUCGGACUGGGUGGGCUACUUGCGAGGUUUGAUCUGUUUCAGGCACCCUAAUGUUCUGGAUUGCAUUGCCUUCAGUGUGGAACUUUUGUGGAUUUUUGUUGCAACUUGCAUUUGGCAUAAUUCAGGGCUCUUUCGAUCAGAGCUGUGUAUUGUGGUGCAGAGCAAACGCCAUUACCGUUAGACUAUCAAAGGUGCAUAAGAGAACGGCAGAGUUCAAAGGAUUCACAAUCAUGGAACCUCUGGAAACGCUAAAAGCAAAGGUCCACGUUUUGGGGCAGUCUGUCUAGAAAGAGUGGCCUGUUAAACAGUGGUUGAAAUUCAAAGUUUUGAACUCCUCUGGCAUUGUGGUUCUUUUUUUAUUUUCAAAACCUUAAGUGUAGUACAAAAGGGAAAGUUUGCGAAACAUGACAGAUGUUGGCAAAUGCAUAGGAAUAUUUUGACUAUUGUUCUUAUAGUACUGUAUUUCGAGAUAAUGGAACAAGACCAUGUGAAAAAAAAAGCACUUUUUUUUUUAUACUCAGAUUUAUUUCAGUCUGUGUAGCCUAGUAUAAAGUAAACAUUUCAGUACUGCUGAUGUGUUGUGGCUUGAGAGCACAUUUUUUAAGUUGUUGAAGCUGUUGGAACACUGUUCUGAUUCCGCAUUCAGACCAGUAAUGCUAAGACAGUCCUUAAUUUUGGUGUCUUUUAAUGUUGCAUGGAUAGCAGCUCUUUUUUUUUUGCUGCUUUUUUUUGUUGUCUCAUGUGAUUCCUCUUAAUUACUUGAGAACUGAUGCACCUGGCAUGAAAUACCUUGAAAGUAUUGGUGACUUGCUUACUAUGGUUGUCAACUUAACUUUGUUGUAACAUUGCUAUUUUUGUGCAGUUCAUGUUAAAUACCUUUACAUGUGGUGUAGCACUUCAGCGUACAGGCUCUGAUUCUGUAAUGUGGCUGUAAUUAGCGCUGUAAGCAGUUUACAUAGUGUAAGUGAACAUGUGCAAUUUUAUUAAUUUUUUUUAAAUGUUGCAUAUAUUGGUUUUACUACUUUGAAACUUCUUUCUCUUGUCCAUGAGUGCUUGUGUUAACCACUGUUAUCUGAGCAUCAAUUAAAAAAAGCUGUCUCAUCAAAACAUGAAUCGAGAUGUUUGUCACAUUUGUAACAGUUCAAAACGAACACUCCUGCACACUGAUGUGCAAACGAUAAGCCAUUCUGUACAAAAGUUGGCGUCAUAAGCGCCUGCAUCUUCUAAAUCCAUCGCAGCACACAUUUUGGUCUCAUGGCACCUGACGCAUAGUUGGCUCGUAUUUCAAACAUACCUUCCUGUACAGUAAAAUUGCUGGUUGUGCCGACUUGGCUGUGCUGCCUUGAUGUGUUUGCAUUUUUGUUCAUUUCUCUCAUGGGAGUUUUAUGUUGCUGGGAACAGGCACAUUUCCCUAUGCCCCACAUUGGGAGUUGCUAUACUCCUUAGAAGCAAGGGAUACGUUUUCGUUAUAAGCUGCUUUUUCAGUGACACGAAAUGCUUCUCGCUGUGGAUGCAGUGGUGAAAAACGCAUAAUGAUUGUAAGAGUGCCCUUUCUCUUUAGCAGACAAAAAGGCUCUACAACUGUUUUUUUUUGUGUGUGUGUGGCACUGAGAAAAUUAUGUUGGGAAGCUGUUCAGAUGUUAUACAAUCAUGACAAGAUAUAUAUCACAAAGCAGUGAAGUUAGAAACCCUUCAUGGUAAUCAACAACUGUAGUUGUGUAACUUCAUUUUGUAGGUACGUGAAAUAACCGUAGCAGUUUCGGACUGCUGAGCUAUAGCAUCUGUAAAUGAUGCAGCCCGAAGAAGAAUAGAAAAACAGAAGGAAGUGGGGAGAGAGAGCGACGGUAAAUAGGUUCUCUCUCUAUUGUUUUUCUUCUUACCAGUUAAUAAUUCAUUGUCUUCUCAUCAAAGCCUUGAUAAAACUGAAGUCUGUGUAGAGAUCCUGUUGAUGUGCACAUGUUAUAAUUUUGUGGUCCGUGGCUUUACGUCUGAAUAUGAUUCCUAACUCGCUUGUGUUGCCUCUACCACAUGCAAUUUAUGAAGAAUUGUUUUUUCAAAGUUGACACCGAAGGCGUUUGUUUGCCUAAAGGCUCGGGCUUUGACACCAUACAUAAUGUACUCUCGCGUGUCAUCGUCCUUGCAGAUUUCUCCUCAGACAGUGCUAAAACUUAUACCCAGUUUAUCAUUCUGACUGCUGCUACGAUGUUUGUACUUUCCUAGCAACAAGUGUGCAUGGAAUUGUCUCAGAACUUUUGUCCUAUGAUGUCGCUUUUGCAAUACGCCCACAUGUCUGUAAAGCCAUACUGUAGUUUAUAUAUUUUGUCCGUGUUGUAGUGCCUAGUUUACAGGGGGGCUGUCUUAUAUGCGUUAUCCCAUGGUGUGUGUCUUCGAGACUUGAAUACUUGAUUUCUUUUGUGUAUGACCUUACGCACUCAUUAUGUCUGCUCCAGGCUCUCAAAAAAGGAUUGUAUCAUUCAUGUAACAGGGAAGAAAAUCAUCAUUACUCCGAAACACAGCAGCCAUUUGUUCACACUCUGCUGUACAAAAGACAUUAAAGAUACUUUAUUCAUUCUGUAA
This is a messenger RNA of Rhipicephalus microplus (southern cattle tick), 12856 nucleotides long. RefSeq lists its product as uncharacterized. The record is from RefSeq and is a predicted model, not a curated record. Gene Ontology annotation, biological process: positive regulation of transcription by RNA polymerase II. Gene Ontology annotation, molecular function: p53 binding; protein heterodimerization activity; transcription factor binding. NCBI's taxonomy places the organism in Eukaryota, Metazoa, Arthropoda, Arachnida, Ixodida, Ixodidae. Gene Ontology annotation, cellular component: transcription factor TFIID complex.